UGUAAUAAAGUUUGAAUUUUGGGAUGUGGGUUUUGUAGCUAAGGCAUCGUUUGGGGAGCAUGAGUGGUACUUCUUCAGUCCACGAGACAGGAAGUACCCUAACGGCGCGAGACCAAACAGGGCUGCAACGUCCGGUUACUGGAAAGCCACAGGCACUGACAAGCCUAUUCUUUCGUCUGGAGGAAGCCAUAAGGUCGGAGUGAAGAAGGCCUUGGUCUUCUAUGGCGGCAAGCCCCCGAAAGGCGUGAAAACCGACUGGAUCAUGCAUGAAUAUCGCCUAGCCGACAACAAAUCCAACAACAGACCUCCUGUGUUUGACUUCGGCAACAAGAAGAACUCCCUCAGGCUUGAUGAUUGGGUGUUGUGUCGAAUCUACAAGAAGAACAACACAGGGAGACAUGUGGAUAACGAUAAGGACGACAUGAUUGAUGAUAUGAUGAUCUUCCGGCAAAUCCCUCCGUCGAUCUCCUCCGGUCUAAAUGUCUCCGGGAGAAUGAAUUUUUUCCCGGCGAGAGUCUCCAACUUCGGGAUAUUCUCCGACAACGUUAACGACGUCCCAAGUAGUCUAUAUGAAAGCGUUAUCAGCAGUGGUAAUGUCACCGACACAAUGAACCACAACAGUGACACUAAUGUUGGUCUGAAUCUCGCGUCUUCCUCAUCCGGGUCUAAGCCCGAGUUGCCGAUGAUGACUACUACUGUGAAACAGUGUAUUCCGCCGCCGUAUUGGCCCACCGCAGCCGCAGAGGAGGAGGAGGAGGUGGCGGCAGAUGAGUCGCCAGGAAAAUGUUUUCACGGCGGCGAGUGCUCGAACAUAUCAUCGAUGUUGGCGCAGGCACCGCCGUUGAUGACACAACAAGGGAUGCUAGGCGAAGGGUUAUACAGAACGUCGUACCAGCUGCAUGGAUUGAAUUGGUACUCCUAAUCAAAAUCCAUCUGGAAGUAUCUUGAAUUCGAUUAUUCGGAUUUAGCAAUGGAAUAUACGCACGUGCAUUAUAUUCGAUUUUGUCUAUACGUUUGGGGUAUUUGGGCAUUGAUAAUUGGUGAUUGAUAUUAGAUAGGGUAUAGUGGGGAAAGAGAUUUAGACAUAUAGUUUGGAGAGGUGAGGCAAUAUAUUACAGAAGUAUAGGUGAAAUAUAUUCUCUGUUUUUGUUAAACCCUAAUUUUAUACUGGUUAAAUGUAUAAACAUAUACUUAGAUAUGCAUAAAUAUAUUUGUAUAUAUGCAUAUAUAUAUAUAUAUACACUUGCUUGUUUUGUUAUGUAGAACAAUGAUGCAAAUGAAGUAUUCAUGGAGGUAGAAGUUGGUGUGAUUUUUUC
Tarenaya hassleriana is the source of this 1316-nucleotide messenger RNA. Its product is annotated as NAC transcription factor 56-like. The record is from RefSeq and is a predicted model, not a curated record. The transcript is spliced from 2 exons. Gene Ontology annotation, molecular function: DNA binding. Bases 263 to 922 code for a protein of 219 amino acids. Gene Ontology annotation, biological process: regulation of DNA-templated transcription. Lineage: Eukaryota; Viridiplantae; Streptophyta; Magnoliopsida; Brassicales; Cleomaceae.